Messenger RNA from Syzygium oleosum, 1251 nucleotides. Its product is annotated as ferritin-3, chloroplastic-like. Gene Ontology annotation, biological process: iron ion transport; intracellular iron ion homeostasis. Gene Ontology annotation, cellular component: cytoplasm. Gene Ontology annotation, molecular function: ferrous iron binding; ferric iron binding. The coding region runs from base 198 to 998 and encodes 266 amino acids. The record is from RefSeq and is a predicted model, not a curated record. NCBI's taxonomy places the organism in Eukaryota, Viridiplantae, Streptophyta, Magnoliopsida, Myrtales, Myrtaceae. The transcript has 8 exons.
AUAAAAACUCACAUCAUUCGGCGUUCCAGAAAUUUUCCACUGCGUCACUCUCUGUCGAUCUCUGCCCCUUCAAUUCUGCUCUGUUUCCGAGAACCCCAAAUUCACGGCAAAUUCACUGUCUCGCCCUCUCUCUCUCCACAUCCAUUUCAAUCGUUUUCUUUCGAUAGAGUCUUCGUCCGUUGUUCGUUCUUGAUCCGAUGUCGCUCCAGGCUACUCGGGCUCUGUCUCUCUUCAAGAGCGGGGACGACUGCGCCCUGUUUCGCCUCCUUUCCCCUGUUCCCUCGCCGUUCUUGCCCUGUUCGGCGAGACCCUCGACGGUACGAUUCCCGCGCGGAGGGAACGAGCGGUUUCUUGUGGUCUGCGCGUCGAAAGGAGCGAGCAACCGGCAGUUGAGCGGCGUGGUGUUCGAGCCCUUUGAAGAGGUCAAGAGGGAGCUCGAUCUCGUACCCACUUCUCCGCAUCUCUCGCUCGCUCGCCAGAAGUACUGUGACCAGUGCGAGUCGGCAGUUAACGAGCAAAUCAAUGUGGAAUACAAUGUCUCAUAUGUGUAUCACGCCAUGUAUGCCUACUUCGACAGAGAUAACGUGGCGCUCAAGGGUCUUGCAAAAUUCUUCAAGGAUUCGAGCGAGGAAGAGAGGGAACAUGCAGAGAUAUUAAUGGAGUAUCAGAACAAAAGGGGUGGAAAGGUGAAGCUGCGGUCUAUAGUGAUGCCGCUUUCGGAGUUUGAUCAUGAGGAUAAGGGAGAGGCACUAUAUGCUAUGGAGCUUGCAUUAUGUUUGGAAAAGCUGACAACUGAAAAGCUUCUGAGCUUGCAAAAAGUUGCUGAGCAGAACCAUGAUGUGCAGUUGAUGGAUUUCAUCGAGAGCAGAUUCUUGGCCGAGCAGGUGGAAAGCAUUAAGAAGAUAUCUGAAUAUGUAGCCCAGCUGAGAAGAGUGGGCAAAGGGCACGGAGUCUGGCACUUUGAUCAAAUGCUACUCCAUCGAGAAGUCGCGGCAUGAUGAGAAGGUCGGGCAUCUCGCUUCUUCUCAAAGGGUUAUGGGGAUCGCUGUACUGACAAGGUGUCGAUGCUAGCGUUGCUUAUCCAUGUGGGUGUGGCUUUGACUGUUGCGGAAAAGUCUGUUUUUGUAAAUAUUAGAGGUAGGAACGGCGAACCGAAUCGACAUUUCUUUAACGCUUGUUUUCGGAUUCAAAGUAGCGGCGAGUAACGAAUUUGCGCCUAGUGGCUGUUUCCUUGACAAGGUAUCUUCUUCU